Messenger RNA from Peromyscus eremicus (cactus mouse), 1599 nucleotides. RefSeq names its product Rab geranylgeranyltransferase subunit beta (gene Rabggtb). The transcript has 8 exons. NCBI's taxonomy places the organism in Eukaryota, Metazoa, Chordata, Mammalia, Rodentia, Cricetidae. The coding region runs from base 69 to 1031 and encodes 320 amino acids. Gene Ontology annotation, molecular function: Rab geranylgeranyltransferase activity. The record is from RefSeq and is a predicted model, not a curated record. Gene Ontology annotation, biological process: protein geranylgeranylation. Gene Ontology annotation, cellular component: Rab-protein geranylgeranyltransferase complex.
CGUGUGCGCAGGCGCGCGGGCCUUGACUCCCGGUGCUCGGGCGCGCGUCUGUCUUUCGGCGUUCGGACAUGGGCACACCGCAGAAGGAUGUUGCUAUCAAGGCAGAUGCACCUGACACCCUGUUACUGGACAAACAUGCCGAUUAUAUUGCCUCUUAUGGCUCAAAGAAAGAUGAUUAUGAAUACUGUAUGUCUGAGUACCUGAGAAUGAGUGGCAUCUACUGGGGCUUGACAGUGAUGGAUCUCAUGGGACAGCUUGAUCGGAUGAACAGAGAAGAAGUCCUGGUGUUUAUCAAGUCAUGCCAGCAUGAGUGUGGGGGAAUAAGUGCUAGCAUUGGACACGAUCCACACCUUCUCUACACUCUGAGUGCUGUCCAGAUUCUUACUUUGUAUGACAGCAUUAAUGUUAUCGACGUAGAUAAAGUUGUGGCAUAUGUUCAGAGCCUACAGAAAGAAGAUGGUUCAUUUGCUGGAGACGUGUGGGGAGAAAUUGAUACCAGAUUCUCAUUUUGUGCAGUGGCAACUUUGGCUCUCUUGGGCAAGCUUGAUGCUAUUAAUGUGGAAAAGGCAAUUGAAUUUGUCUUGUCCUGUAUGAACUUUGAUGGUGGAUUUGGGUGCAGACCGGGCUCUGAAUCUCACGCCGGGCAGAUCUAUUGUUGCACAGGAUUCCUGGCGAUAACUAGUCAGUUGCAUCAAGUGAACUCUGACUUACUUGGUUGGUGGCUUUGUGAACGACAGUUACCCUCAGGUGGACUCAAUGGAAGACCUGAGAAGUUACCGGAUGUGUGCUAUUCCUGGUGGGUUUUGGCCUCCCUAAAGAUAAUUGGGAGACUUCACUGGAUUGACAGAGAAAAGCUGCGCAGCUUCAUCUUAGCAUGUCAAGAUGAAGAGACAGGAGGCUUUGCUGACAGGCCAGGAGAUAUGGCAAGUACAAUUCUGUGCUUUUGCAGCUUUUCACUGUUGGUUGAUUUAUGGUUCUGGGCCUUUGUUUGGGCUGUAGAAAUAGUUCUAAAGGCUGCUUUGAGAGUCUGAGGCUGGAGCUUAUAGAAAUACUGUUGGUGAGGUCCUGCAUGUUAAAAGCACUGGAGUCUUUCAGAAAACUUGUUAAAGCUAUAUACAGAAAUUGAAUAACUUCAUUCUGUGGGUCAAUUAUUGAAUUUUCAUGUCUUAACUGUUUGUACACUUCCCACAGGUGGAUCCUUUUCAUACCUUGUUUGGCAUUGCUGGAUUGUCACUCCUGGGAGAAGAACAGGUUAAACCUGUUAGUCCUGUCUUUUGCAUGCCCGAAGAGGUGCUUCAGAGGGUGAAUGUCCAGCCUGAACUAGUGAGCUAGAAUCAGAUAGGUGAAGUGUUUAUCAGACCUAGAAGUGACUGUUAAUAUUUUGUAUAUCUCAUGCUAAUGAUAAAUUAUAUAAUUAUAUGUAUUGUAAAGUAAACAUGUAUUUAGAAUGUUUCUGUAUCUCCAUAACAGCAAAUGAAAGAGCUAGUAUUUAAUUGGUGCCUUCGUGUCCUGUUGACCUGUGACAAUUGUGAUGGCAAAUGGUUUUUGUUAACUGAUAGAGUAAAACUCAAGAUUUAAAUAAAAGAUGAACAAAAUUAA